This is a messenger RNA of Bacillus rossius redtenbacheri, 1567 nucleotides long. RefSeq lists its product as uncharacterized. NCBI's taxonomy places the organism in Eukaryota, Metazoa, Arthropoda, Insecta, Phasmatodea, Bacillidae. The record is from RefSeq and is a predicted model, not a curated record. The transcript is spliced from 7 exons. The coding region runs from base 476 to 1567 and encodes 363 amino acids.
GCUCUUGCGUGGCGGUACUGGCUGAAGCAGUCGGCAGCGGGGAGUCCGCCACGAGUGUUGCAUGCUGUCCCCCCCCCCCCCUGCUAGGACGCGGGGCCUGUUCAGUCCCCGAGUUACAGUGUCCAUCGAGUGAUCGGCGCGUUCGGGCGUCAAGUGUCCACGAGUGCGCGUUGUUUACUUGCCACUUCCGGAGUGUGAUGUGAGCUCCCUGUCCGAUGGGUUCCCGCAGUAGUAGCGAAGUUGUGAAUGUUUUAAAAAUUAUAGGUGCGACAUAUUUUUAAAUCCCUCUAACGUUUUUUUUUCUUUUUUAAAUUGGUAUCUCAAGGGGGAUUGGAGUGAUUUCGAAUAUUAUUUCAUCUGGGACGAGUCAUCGUGAAUUGAACCAGUUAUCCCACACAUUUUUUUACCCACCAAUGCAUUCAUCAUCCAAUGAUACGUCUAUGUAAGGCGGUUCUUUCUAAAGGAGGCCGGAGGAAUGGCCGCGCGUGCGGGCAGUGACCCGCCGCCGCCCGCCGCCUCCGAGCUGCCUGCGCUGUGGGACCUGGACAGCGCCGACUACGAGUGCGACUGCCCCGGGCCGCCCCCGCCGCCCCACUUCGGGCUGCCGCCGCCGCCGCGGCCGCCCUUCCUGCAGGAGCUCGACUGCUCGGACGUGCCGCUGCCCGACCUGGAGACCUGCGACGCCGUGCCUGUGAUAGACGCCGAGUACCACAGCAGCCCUGCCAUCCCUUCCAUCGCCGUGAUCGUGGUGUGCUCGGUGCUGCUGCUAGUCAUGGUGCUCAUCGCGUCCGUGCUCGUCUGGAAGCACAAGCGGAAAAUGCAGAACUUCCUGCCGUGCAAAACCUCGCCGCAGAACCGCUGUGACGUCUCGAGCGGAAAUGGCGUCAUCUACGAGGACCUGACCAACAUCCGGCCGCGGGCGAUGGCCAACCACUGCGCGCCGGGCCAGACCGCGCCCUCCAUAGAGAUGAUCGACGUGAAGUCGUGCCCCAACUACAGCUCGGGCUUCUCCGUCAUCAACCACCCGUCGGUGUUCAUCUGCCCGCCGACCCGCCCGGACGCCUACACGUCGCAGGACCUCUACAACCCCGUGUACGAGGAGCUGUCCAACGGCUCGGGCGAGCGGGGCGACUCGGAGCCCGACAGCGAGGAGCCGGCGCCGGGCGCGGCCAGCGAGGACGACUUCGCCGAGGACGAGCUGAGCCUGGGGGGCGGGGACCGCGAGCGGCGGCGGCGGGGGGCGUUCCACGAGGGCCUGCUGCUGGACGCGCUGCUGCAGCUGUACCCCAACGUGGUGACGCUCGGGGGCGGCGCCGGGGGGCGGGCGCCGCGGGACAGACCGCCGCCGGCGCCGCGCGGCCGCCUCGCCAACCCCUACGAGUCGGUGCCCGUGCUGGGGCCGCUGCAGCAGCACGGCUACCUCGCGUGCCGGCCGGGCAAGGCGCCCAGCCAGGACUCUGACUCGGGCUACAGCAACCACACGUCUGGCGGCCGGACCGCUUCCUCCCGCAGCCGCAAGGUCGCGCACAGACUGCCCGCGCGCUCCGGCGACACGGCGCUCUCGUAG